AUGUUAGUGGCCAAAACGAGCAACAACAGCAGCAAUAGCACCAGCACACGCAACAACUGGCGAUGGAGCCGACUGGCGUUGGCCGUUAAUCUGUUUGCCUACUGCUGCUGCGCCUCCUCCGCGGCCACGCCCACCACAGCGGUGACCACGGCCGCCCUUCUCACGGGUCACCAGCUGCUGCCCUGGCAAACGGCGUCCUUGGCGGCCACCACGCCCUCCACCGCCCGCAAUCUGUACGCUCCCUACCAGAGCUUCAGUCGGCAGGACGACAUCAGCUUCAAGGAUGUGCGCCAGCGCAGCGAUGGCACGGUGGUGCAGUCCUUCGGUUCCUAUCGCACCGCCCGUCAGUUGGGCGCCAGUGCUCCGACCACCGCCCAGCGACGCUCCGACUCCAACUCCAAUUCCGCGGUGGAGAUCGUCCCUGCUCCGUCCGUGGAGCUGCCCCAGAGCGAGCUGAUCACGGUGCCCAAGCAGCUGGUGCCCACCAUGCCGGAGAAUGUGACGCGUCAGGGGAGGCGGCGCAACUACAUGUACAUUCCGCUGCAAACGGAGGGGGGUGAGAACGGAGGGGCAUCCACGGGGGCCUUCCUGCAACUGCGCCCCAGUCGGAAUGCCACCCUUUCCGCUCUCGGUCCUCCUGCCGAUGGAGUGGCGGCGGUGGCCCAUGAAUUUGGCGCCGAACUGGCCACCCAGGGCAGUCCGGAACAGCAGCCACUGGAGCUGGAACUCGGUCCCGAGCGCACAGAACGCAGUGACCUCCUGGCCUCGGCCAGUUCCACGGAUAAGCUGGAGUACGCUGAGCCGGAGAACACAAGUCGGCGUGUGGGCUUCCAGUUUCCCAGCUACAGCCUGAAGCCCGCCAGCCCCUUCCACCCGCAGUCGUAUCGCGAGGACAAUCCCAUCUUCGGGGAGACCAGUGCCGGUGGCUAUGAGCCUCAGCCGUUCAGCGAGGAUGCGGCUCCCGCUCCGCCUGCUCCCACGCAGUACGAGGCUCAGCAUGAGACGCGGCACACCCGGCAGCUGUACUUUGAUUCGGACUCUGCGGCCUCUUCCAGCUUCGAAUUCCCCGGCCUGGUGAGCAACUCCAAGCCCCAUGGACUCAAGCUGUACCGCGACGAUGUCACCAAGUUUGGGGACAUCAAUGGUCCGAUCACUGCCCUGCCGCAGCAGCGACCACAGCGCGGCUUCUAUUUCGGCGACACCGAGUUCCGGACGGGUCCGCCCGCUCCGGUCCGCCAGUUUGGCCCGCAGAAGAACUUCCAGGAGUACGUGGGGCCCAGUGAGUACCAGGGAUCGCGCAAGAGCCGGUACUAUCCCUACAAGUCAUCGCGCAGUCCUCGGGUCGUCUUCCCCACUAACGAAAAUGUGGGCACCACCGGACCUAGUGGUCCUCCCGCCGGCGCAAGUGGACCCUCCGGAAAUGGAGUUUAUUUCAGCGAUAACAUUGCUUUUAGGGACCAGAACUUUGGCAUCAACGAGCUGGCCGCCGUGCAGGAUGUGCGCAACGACUACAGUCUGCAGGAGCUGGACAGCGCCUCGGAGGCGACCAGCAGUCCGCAGUCGGCGAGCACGUUUAAGGAGAAAGUCGACAUCACAACGGACACGGAGUGCCAGCACCGGGGCGGUACGUGCGAGUUCUUUUUGGGCUGCUGGCUCUCCGGCGGCCUCAUUCAGGGCACCUGCGACGGACUGCUGCGCGGCUGUUGCCACCGCACGGCCAAGUCGGCCAAUCUGGGCAGCUCGGACUUCGUCGGCAAUGCCGUAGAUCUCACAGAUCUGCCGCAAAAGAACUACGGACCGGUCAACAACGAACCCAGCUGCGGCAUUUCGCUGGCCAAGCAGACCGCCCAGCGGCGCAUUGUGGGCGGCGAUGAUGCGGGCUUUGGAUCCUUUCCCUGGCAGGCCUACAUCCGCAUCGGUUCCUCCAGAUGUGGAGGUUCGUUGAUCUCCCGCCGUCACGUGGUCACCGCCGGUCAUUGUGUGGCCCGGGCCACUCCGCGCCAGGUGCAUGUCACGCUGGGCGACUACGUGAUCAACUCGGCCGUGGAGCCACUGCCAGCCUACACCUUCGGAGUCCGGCGGAUCGAUGUGCAUCCGUACUUCAAGUUCACUCCGCAGGCGGACCGCUUCGACAUAUCCGUGCUCACGCUGGAACGCACCGUGCACUUUAUGCCACAUAUAGCUCCCAUUUGCCUGCCGGAGAAGAACGAGGAUUUCCUGGGCAAGUUCGGCUGGGCCGCCGGAUGGGGAGCACUGAAUCCAGGAUCGCGGCUGCGUCCCAAGACGCUCCAGGCCGUGGAUGUGCCCGUGAUCGAGAACCGGAUCUGCGAGCGCUGGCAUCGGCAGAACGGGAUCAACGUAGUCAUCUACCAGGAGAUGCUGUGCGCGGGAUACCGGAACGGGGGCAAGGACUCGUGCCAGGGCGAUUCCGGAGGUCCUCUGAUGCACGACAAGAACGGACGUUGGUACUUGAUUGGUGUGGUCUCCGCUGGAUACUCCUGUGCGUCCCGCGGCCAGCCAGGAAUCUAUCACAGCGUCAGCAAGACGGUGGACUGGGUGUCCUACGUAGUCGGACUCACGAUGAACAUCUAGAGGAGCGACACUAAUUUAUUCUCAUUGCAUUCGCAUUCUUAUUUGCACCUGCCUGCUAAGUGGGCCACAGAUUGUUUUGUACAUAACUCACUUCAUUCUGCUCCCGACUCUGCUUUCGAUCCACGCCGACUUAAUUUAUGGUUACACAAGAAAUAUAAUAUAAUAUAAUUUAACAAAAACAAAUUAGCGCAGUACAAUUUAGCAGUUAGGACUGGCUGUGUGUGUCUGAAAGAUACACACGUGUGCGAUAUGUUUGCAAACACCCUAAACACCUUUAAAUUAAUUAUAUCUGAUAAUUACGGUCUAAUUUACUUAGUCAUAUGCGCUGUUAUGUAAUUUUAAAACUAUUUAUGAACUACAUUUCGUGUGUAAAUAAAUUAUACAAAUGUUGAAAUGAAUUCGAA
Drosophila takahashii is the source of this 2996-nucleotide messenger RNA. RefSeq lists its product as uncharacterized. Gene Ontology annotation, biological process: proteolysis. Lineage: Eukaryota; Metazoa; Arthropoda; Insecta; Diptera; Drosophilidae. Gene Ontology annotation, molecular function: serine-type endopeptidase activity. The record is from RefSeq and is a predicted model, not a curated record.